This is a messenger RNA of Pangasianodon hypophthalmus (striped catfish), 3032 nucleotides long. It is a transcript of the gene ppm1g, whose product is annotated as protein phosphatase, Mg2+/Mn2+ dependent, 1G. Gene Ontology annotation, molecular function: protein serine/threonine phosphatase activity; cation binding. Gene Ontology annotation, biological process: protein dephosphorylation. The transcript has 10 exons. NCBI's taxonomy places the organism in Eukaryota, Metazoa, Chordata, Actinopteri, Siluriformes, Pangasiidae. The record is from RefSeq and is a predicted model, not a curated record. Bases 491 to 2134 code for a protein of 547 amino acids. Gene Ontology annotation, cellular component: nucleoplasm.
GCUCGCGCUUCCGCUUCCGGGCAGAAUCUCAGUCAGCCCUCUCUAAAAUGGAUCUGAUGGGCUGUUGAUUAUGUUAGCUCUCACACGUGUUAGUGUACUUGCGUAUUUUACGGGAGAGCUCAUUUGCAUCGGCGUUUGAACUGAAGCGCGGUUUGGGUUCUGCUCGGUUGUUGGACAGCUCAUUUCUGACGGUUUACAGGUCGGGGCUCUCUUGCUAAAAAGUCCCGCAGCAUCUCUUGUGUUAGCGAGCGGUGAGCUAGCCGGCUAAAAGUACCGGGUAGCCAAGUAGCGCGGCUCUGUAGCCAGGUUUCGCUGCUUUCACUUAGCGAGCAGCAGAGAUCAGAGUGAAAUGUGUGAAAGAUCCGCUGUGCACGGAUACCCAGCACGCCUCUGAGACUUUUUAAAUACUCUCUCAUCACCCAUUAACGGGUUUUAUUUGUGCUGCUCGCUGUUUUUUAAACAUUAACCCGAUCGGCGGCUACAGGACAGCAUGGGGGCGUACCUAUCCAAGCCCAAUACGGAGAAAACCACAGCCGACGGGGGAAACCAGAAGCUGAGCUAUGGACUAGCGGCCAUGCAGGGAUGGCGCGUCUCAAUGGAGGACGCUCACAACUGCAUCCCGGAGCUGGAUGAAGAGACGGCAAUGUUCGCCGUUUAUGAUGGCCAUGGAGGUGAAGAAGUUGCUUUGUACUGCUCCAAAUAUCUACCAGACAUCAUAAAAGAGCAGAAAGCAUAUAAAGAUGGCAAACUGCAAAAGGCUCUGGAAGACGCUUUCCUGGCUAUAGACAGCCACAUCACCUCAGAGGAGGUUAUCAAGGAACUUGUUCAGAUAGCUGGCCGCCCACAAGAGGAGGUAGCACCAGAAAAAGUAGCAGAUGAAGAUGAUGUGGAUAAUGAGGAAACAGCUCUUCUGCAUGAAGAGGCCACAAUGACAAUCGAGGAGCUGCUUGUCCGCUAUGGGCAGAACCUGAAUAAAUCGGCCAAAAAGCUUGGACAGGAUGCCCCCAAAGAGCUGGAAGACAGAGACAACACUCACACAGAUAAAGGCAUCAACGGUGAGACAGAAUGCGGGGCAUCAGAAGCAGACAGCAAUGGAAAAGCAAAGUUGGAAGAGACAGCUGGAGGCUCUAAAAUGAGGGCAUGCAGGAGAGCGGCAGCCUCCUGUGGGGGGAGCUCUGCAGCCGGAGACGCCCCUGAGGGGGAGAAAGCAGGAGCCACAGCGGACGCUGGGCCAUCCUGUUCCUCCUCUGCAGCACCCGCACCAGGAAGUGCCAAAUCCAAGUUCUUUGAGGACAGUGACGAGUCAGAUGAAGGGGAGGAAGAAGAGGAGGGCAGUGAUGAAGAGGACUGCAGCGAGCAGGACGGUGAGGACAGCAGUGAAAAUGAAGAGGAUGACACAGAAGAAGAAGAAGAGGAGGAGGAGGAAGAGGACACUGAUGAAGAAGAAGAAAUGUGUUUGCCAGGGAUGGAUGGGAAAGAAGAGCCUGGCUCAGACAGCGGGACUACAGCUGUAGUGGCUCUGAUCCGCGGUAAACAGUUAAUAGUGGCUAAUGCUGGAGACUCUCGCUGUGUCGUCUCAGAGAGGGGCAAAGCAGUGGACAUGUCCUACGAUCACAAACCAGAAGAUGAACUGGAGCUGGCCAGAAUAAAGAACGCAGGAGGCAAAGUGACCAUGGACGGCCGUGUCAACGGAGGUCUAAACCUCUCCAGGGCCAUUGGGGACCACUUUUACAAGAGGAAUAAGAACCUCCCGCCUGAGGAGCAGAUGAUUUCUGCUUUACCAGAUGUCAAAGUACUGACUCUCAAUGAAGAGCAUGAAUUCAUGGUGGUUGCUUGUGAUGGAAUCUGGAAUGUAAUGAGUAGCCAGGAGGUUGUGGACUUUGUAAACGAAAAAUUGAAAGCAGAAGGAAAUAAAACCAAGCCGCUGUCUGCUGUUAUUGAAGAGCUGCUUGACCACUGCUUGGCACCAGACACAUCUGGGGAUGGCACAGGCUGUGACAACAUGACUUGUAUGAUUGUCACAUUCAGCCCCCACACCGGUACCAACAUGGAUGAGAACACCAAGAAACGCAAGCCAGAGGAGCAGGCAUCUGAGGAGAAUGGCAACGACAGCAAAAAAUCCAAAACGGAAUAGAGCUACCAUCAGUGCUCGCUAUACACUCUUAACGCUCUUCUGAUGAAGUCAAAUCAGACACUGUUUUUCUCGCAACACAACUCUACUGGACUUUUUUUUAUGGAUGACUCCCCAAGAAAAUGUUUUAGUUUGAAAUAAUUUGAAGGUGCAAGAAAAUUGAACUGUACACCAGCCAUUUGUCCUCAUUUUUUGUAAAGAAUUUGUUUAGAGGCCCUUAUCAACAUAUCCACAUGAACGAGUGGAGCUGUCACUCAAAGGACAGCAGUUACAUCAAUUAAAAUUUGUGAACUUUUAUGUGCUCAUUCCCUUGUACUGUACAUAAUUUUUCCAGGAAUUUGUCAUAAUUUUUUUUUUCAUUGUGAGUAUCUGUGACGCUCUGAACACCCAUGUAAUUGUAUUCAAAUACAUUUUUUUUGUAAAUUAUGUUAUUGAUGCAAUUGUUUUAAAUUUGGAGGUAAAAACAAGCAGAUGUGCAAAAUCCAUUUAACUUUCCUGAUUCAAAGAAACGCAAUCUAAAUUUGAAACAUUACUAUCAUUCCUUUGUUUUUGCUAUGUGUCAACAAUAAUCACUGUAUUUUCUCCGUCCUCUUGAGGCUCAAAGUGUAAUGAGUGGGUCUUCGGUUGCUGAGUGGACGUGCAAACUACAUGCCAUGAAUGAGAGUGACUUGAUGUCUGCAGAGGUUCAGUAGUGCAGCUGUAAGGUGGGAGCCCUCAGUGAGAGCCAGUCAUCUGUACAUAUGUCUUCUGUCUCCCUCAUGCAGCUCAAUAAGGUUUCUAUACAAGGUAUUUUGGAAAAUAUAUUUUGGUACUUUUUAGCAUCUUUGGGAGUUCUCUGAGAACAGUGAACAUUGCUUAGGAUGACAUUUUCCUGAACCAAUAAACAAGUGGAGACAAACUA